AUGGCCGACGCGACCGCCCCGAACGACGAGCUCUACCCCAUCGCUGUCCUGAUCGAUGAAUUGAAGCACGAUGAUGUAUUGCUUCGUCUCAAUGCCAUCCACCGUCUCUCGACCAUUGCCCUCGCGCUGGGCGCCGAGCGCACUCGCGACGAGCUGAUUCCAUUCCUUGACGAGUCAGUCGAGGACGAAGACGAAGUUCUCGUCGCGCUGAGCGAAGAGCUCGGCACCUUCAUCGACUAUGUUGGCGGACCGCAGUGGGGCCAUGUCCUCCUGUCGCCCCUCGAAAACCUCGCGGCUAUAGAAGAGCCCGUCGUGCGAGACAAGGCCGUCGAGUCGCUAAACAAGAUCUGCGUCGACUUGUCUUCGCAGCAAGUCGAAGAGUACUUCAUCCCCCUUACGAUUCGACUCUCCAAGGCCGACUGGUUCACCUCCAAGGUGUCGGGCUGCGGCCUUUUCACGGCACCCUAUUCCAAGGUCUCGCCCCCCAUCCAAGAACAGCUCCGCCAGCAGUUUGGCCAGCUCGUGCACGACGAUACUCCCAUGGUGCGACGACAGGCUGCCACCAACAUGGCAAAUUUUGUCAAGGAGAUGCCCGCCGCAAUUGUUGUCGAAGAAAUGAUACCCAUGUUCCAGCAUCUGGCCCAAGACGACCAAGACAGUGUCCGGCUGCUCACUGUUGAGAUUCUGAUUUCCAUCGCCGAAGUCGUGCCCAAAGAGCAGCAAGCGAGUCACGGCGUUCUCCUGACUUCGCUGCGCAGCUUGAUAGAAGACAAGAGCUGGAGAGUUCGGUAUAUGAUUGCCGACAGGUUUGAGAAGAUUGCGAAAGCGGUUGAUGAGGAGGUUGUGUCGCGGGAUCUGGUGCCCGCGUUCGUAAAACUGCUCAAGGACAACGAGGCGGAAGUGCGGACGGCUAUCGCGGGCCAGAUUCCUGGGUUCUGUGCUUUGGUUGAUCGGACGACGCUCCUUAAUGAGAUUAUGGGCAGCAUUGAGGACCUGGUCUCGGACACGUCCCAGCACGUCAGAGCCGCCCUAGGAACGCAAAUCAGCGGCCUAGCUCCGAUUCUGGGCAAGCAAGAGACAAUCGACCACCUCCUGCCCAUGUUUCUGCAGAUGCUUAAAGACGAGUUCCCCGAGGUCCGCCUUCAUAUCAUCUCCAAAUUGGAGCUGGUAAAUCAGGUUAUCGGCAUCGACCUUCUCUCUCAGUCCCUUCUCCCGGCCAUUGUGCAGCUCGCGGAGGAUAAGCAGUGGCGGGUACGGCUCGCUAUUAUCGAGUACAUGCCCUUGCUGGCUAGCCAGUUGGGUGUCAAUUUCUUCGAUGAGAAACUCAGCCAGCUGUGUAUGGGAUGGCUUGGCGACACUGUCUUUUCGAUCCGCGAAGCGGCAACUCGCAACCUCAAGAAGCUCACCGAGGUCUUUGGCGUCGAGUGGGCCAGCGAGGCUAUUAUUCCAAAGGUCAUGGCCAUGGGAGGUCACCCAAAUUAUCUCUACAGGAUGACAACCUGCUUUGCUAUCUCAACGUUGGCUAGCGUCGUUACCAUGGAUGUCAUCGCCAAGUCUAUUCUACCUAUGUUGGAGAAGCUGACCAGCGAUGAAAUCCCCAACAUUCGCUUCAACGUUGCGAAAACAUAUGCUGUCUUGAUCGGAGUGCUGCGCCGCCUUCCCGAGCAAGGCACCAUCUACGCUCUUGAGCAGGCCAAGACCCCUUUCACCCCGUCACCGAGAGGCCAACAGUUGAUUGACGAGCGCAUCAUGUUCAGCCUAGACAAGCUUCAAAAGGAUGAUGACGUGGAUGUGCGGUACUUUGCGACCACGGCGGCCGCGGCGGCUGCCAGCCCUGCUAUAGGCGGUGGAGAGCCUAUGAACACGUCACCAUAG
Molecule: messenger RNA, 1875 nt
Organism: Lasiosphaeria miniovina
Lineage: Eukaryota; Fungi; Ascomycota; Sordariomycetes; Sordariales; Lasiosphaeriaceae
Product: armadillo-type protein
Exons: 7
Coding region: 1-1875 (624 amino acids)
Biological process (GO): protein dephosphorylation
Cellular component (GO): protein phosphatase type 2A complex; cytoplasm
Molecular function (GO): protein phosphatase regulator activity
Source: RefSeq, a predicted model, not a curated record